This is a messenger RNA of Nerophis ophidion (straightnose pipefish), 1576 nucleotides long. Its product is annotated as THAP domain-containing protein 2-like. The transcript is spliced from 7 exons. The record is from RefSeq and is a predicted model, not a curated record. The coding region runs from base 1 to 936 and encodes 311 amino acids. Lineage: Eukaryota; Metazoa; Chordata; Actinopteri; Syngnathiformes; Syngnathidae.
AUGCAUGACAUAAGUCUAUCAAGCGAUCGUCCGAGCCGCCGCCAUUUUGGAGCGGUAUUGGCUCGUGAAGUAUGCCUCAAUACUGUGCAGCACUGGGAUGCGUCAAUAAGCGGACAGCGGACACAAAAACCAAGAGAAUUACAUUCCACAAAGAUCAGCUGUGCUUGCGCCGUCCAUGCAGCUGCCGUCGACUUCCCUCAGAGACUGGCGUCAAGACACCCGUGGACACACCCCUUUGACUAUCAGUCCUUCGCUAUCAAUAUCAUCAUCUACGAAUCUUUUAUCCUCGCUCAAAUUAAUGGGGAAAUUGUCGUUUUCUCGGUCCAAAGAGCUCUUGCUGCUGGAGGCUCCCAUUAUAAACAAUGUGAGGACGUGAGGAGCCCUCACCCUUGUGACGUCAUCGUCUGCGACUUCCGGUUUCCUAAAGAAAAAGAAUUGAGGAGGCAGUGGGAAGUGGCUGCGAGAAAAAAAGGUUUUUCCGCCACAAAGUCCUCCGUCCUGUGCAGUGAGCACUUUAAACCACAUGACAUUGAUGCUACCGGCCAGACUGUCAGAAUAAGAGAAGGUGCCAAACCAUCCGUCUUCAACUUCGAAUACCGUCUCCAAAAACAUGUGUUUACCAGGACUACUAAAACCUCCAAAAAGGCUCAAGAGAGAUUGAAAGUGGAGCUUGAAUGUUCAGGAAAUUUGCAACAAGCUAAACCACCAUCAUUACAUCCUCCUAGGGUAGAUCACUGCUACGCGCUGCCUGCAUCUCCUGCUGAUGUUAAGGCCAGACUGACUGAAGCCUUGGCGAGAGUGGAGAGUCUGGAGCACGAGUUGAGGAACGUUAAGGACAGACAACGGAGGUCCAAGAACACUGUGUUUUGUCUUCUGGAGCAUAUGAGGGGCAAAAACCCUAUUAAUGUAGAUCUCAAAGAGAAGCUGCAUUCAUAAUCAGGUGAAGUCACACUUAUAUAGUAGCUCACGACAUUGAGUACACCACCCCCCAUUACAGCAACCAUUGCAGUUAAAUCUUUUCAAGGUACAAUACCAUACAUCCAUCCAACCAUCCAUUUUCUACCGCUUGUCCCUUUUGUAGUCGCGGGGGGUGCUGGAGCCCAUCAGAGCUGCAUUCGGGCGAAAGGCGGCGUACACCUUGGACAAGUCGCCACCUUAUCGCAGGGCCAACACAGAUAGACAACAUUCACACUCACAUUCACACACUAGGACCAAUUUAGUGGUGCCAAUCAACCUAUCCCCAGCGCUGCAGUGCUAACUGCUAAAGCUGACAAAUACGGUGAAACCCUCGCUGAAGUCACUCGUUGCUUGGUAACAGACACUGCCUUUAAAAGGUACCACCUGAAUGCUUCUGUAUAUAUGUAUAUAGUAUAAUAUUUUUUUUUUCUACAAACAAGACGGUGAACAUAAAUCGUUCUCAGGACUGGACUGUGCACCUUACCUCCUUUUGCACUAUUUUUCUUUUUCUUUUCUUCCUAUGUUUUGCAUAUUUUGUAGACUGUCGCACUGAUACUGGAGUUGCUUAUUUCAUUGUACCUGUGUAUCGUGACAAUAAAAGGCAUUCUAUUCUAUUCUA